AGCUUUUAACAAUGCAGGAGAAGGUGUGCCUCUUUAUGAAAGUGCCACAACUAGAUCUAUAACAGAUCCCACUGACCCAGUUGAUUAUUAUCCUUUGCUUGAUGAUUUCCCCACCUCGGUCCCAGAUAUCUCCACCCCCAUGCUCCCACCAGUAGGUGUACAGGCCGUGGCUGUUACUCACGAUGCCGUGAGGGUCAGCUGGGCAGACAACUCUGUCCCUAAGAACCAAAAAACGUCCGAGGUGAGACUUUACACUGUGCGGUGGAGGACCAGCUUUUCUGCGAGUGCAAAAUACAAGUCAGAAGACACAACAUCUCUAAGUUACACAGCAACAGGCCUCAAACCAAACACAAUGUAUGAGUUCUCGGUCAUGGUAACAAAAAAUAGAAGGUCAAGCACAUGGAGCAUGACUGCACAUGCCACCACAUAUGAAGCAGCCCCAACCUCUGCUCCCAAAGAUCUGACAGUCAUUACUCGAGAAGGGAAGCCUCGUGCUGUCAUAGUGAGCUGGCAGCCUCCCUUGGAAGCCAAUGGGAAAAUCACUG
Molecule: messenger RNA, 545 nt
Organism: Galeopterus variegatus (Sunda flying lemur)
Lineage: Eukaryota; Metazoa; Chordata; Mammalia; Dermoptera; Cynocephalidae
Product: netrin receptor DCC-like
Exons: 4
Biological process (GO): cell-cell adhesion
Molecular function (GO): protein binding
Source: RefSeq, a predicted model, not a curated record